AUGGCGCGGAGAAGAGACGGAUGGGCGGUGCAGAGGCGGUGGAAGAGCGACGAUGGAGAGAAGAAGCAGCCAGAAGUGCCGUUCAAUCUACAGCUAUUUGAGAGUGUGACGGCCCGUGUGCAAAAGGCCAAAGAGGAGGAGAUACGACACGCGCAGCUGCAUCAGCGUACCGCGCGCGGGCGAUUUUUCGCUACAUUGUUCGCCAUCGUCGUCACCAGCAGCAUCGGCUAUUGGUUCGGCCAGGCCUCCAUGCCCAAAGCUGAUUCGACUGCCUCGACCGCUUCCCUUGCGGUCGUGAACGCGCCGAAGCACAACAUCUCAGAAGCAAACAUGGAAGCUGCAUGGACCGACUUUCGCGACAUUGUUGGCAAGGAGAACAUCUCGUUGGAAAAGUCGGAACUGGAGUCGCAUUCUGGAUCCUCAUGGUCUUCGCACCCUGCCGAGCCGGGAGACGUCCCGUUCUGUGUCGUGAAACCCGGCAGCACGCAAGAGGUCAGCGCAAUUAUGAAGGUGUGCCACGAGAGGAAGAUUCCGGUCACGCCGUACAGUGGGGGAACCAGCCUGGAGGGCCACUUUGCGGCAACAAAAGGCGGCAUCUGCAUCGACUUCUCGCGUAUGGACAAGAUUCUCAAGCUGCACAAGGAUGAUUUAGAUGUGGUAGUCCAACCAGCCGUUGGAUGGGAGCUGCUUAACGAAGAAUUGGCAAAGGACAACCUAUUUUUUCCUCCGGACCCAGGUCCAGGCGCAAUGAUUGGGGGCAUGGUGGGCACGGGUUGCUCAGGCACGAACGCAUACCGCUAUGGCACAAUGAAAGACUGGGUGCUCUCUCUCACGGUUGUCCUCGCGGACGGCACAGUCAUCAAGACUAGGCAGAGACCACGGAAGUCGUCCGCGGGAUACGACCUCACUCGCAUGUUUAUCGGUUCUGAGGGCACUUUGGGCCUCGUCACCGAGGCUACCCUCAAAGUCACCGUCAAGCCACAACACACUAGUGUAGCAGUCUGUGCCUUCCCGACCGUCCGACACGCCGCCGACUGCGUCUUCAAGGUCGUCGGUGCCGGUGUACCUAUCGCUGCCAUCGAGAUCCUGGACGACGUACAGAUGCAAUGCAUCAACGAUGCGGGCCAAACCAACAAGACGUGGAAGAACGCACCAACUCUCUUCUUCAAGUUCGCCGGCACGCCCAGCAGUGUCAAGGAGCAGGUCAACCAGGUGCAGAGCUUAGCCAAGAAGACAGGCAGCGUGAGCUUCGAGUUUGCAAAGAGCGAGCAAGAAAAGAUCGAUUUGUGGCAGGCACGCAAAGAAGCGCUCUGGAGCGUUAUGGCCAAGGGUGAGGGAAGCGAUGACUUGGGUGUAUGGACGACAGAUGUUGCCGUUCCGCUUUCAAAAUUGCCGCAGAUUAUUGAAGAGGCGAAAGACCAGAUCUCAAAGAGUGGUUUGCUAGGUAGCAUCGUCGGCCACGUCGGUGAUGGAAACUUCCACUCAAUCAUCCUAUACAACAAGAAAACAGAAUACGAGAAGACCAAACAUCUCGUGCACGACAUGGUCAAGCGCGCCAUCGAGCUCGAGGGAACCGCAACUGGCGAGCAUGGGGUUGGCCUCGUCAAGAGAGAUUACCUGGAGCACGAGCUGGGGACAGACACAGUCGAUGCGAUGAGGCAGCUCAAGCGGGCGUUCGAUCCUUUGUGCAUCCUGAAUUGCGAUAAGGUGGUACGAGCGAGUGCACCAAAGCCGGGCGAGGUAGCGCAGUGGUAG
Messenger RNA from Paraphaeosphaeria sporulosa, 1755 nucleotides. RefSeq lists its product as uncharacterized. Gene Ontology annotation, biological process: lactate catabolic process. NCBI's taxonomy places the organism in Eukaryota, Fungi, Ascomycota, Dothideomycetes, Pleosporales, Didymosphaeriaceae. The coding region runs from base 1 to 1755 and encodes 584 amino acids. The record is from RefSeq and is a predicted model, not a curated record. Gene Ontology annotation, cellular component: mitochondrion. The transcript has 3 exons. Gene Ontology annotation, molecular function: D-lactate dehydrogenase (cytochrome) activity; FAD binding; D-lactate dehydrogenase (NAD+) activity.